Penicillium malachiteum is the source of this 1368-nucleotide messenger RNA. RefSeq lists its product as uncharacterized. The transcript is spliced from 4 exons. The coding region runs from base 1 to 1368 and encodes 455 amino acids. The record is from RefSeq and is a predicted model, not a curated record. NCBI's taxonomy places the organism in Eukaryota, Fungi, Ascomycota, Eurotiomycetes, Eurotiales, Aspergillaceae.
AUGACAGAACGUCAUGACGACGGGAGUGGUGGCUUAUGCUCCACCGAAAUGGGCAGCUCGGAUCCAACCAAGUAUGAGCUGUUGUAUGCACAGGCCUACUGCUGUCUCAACACCAGUGUACCGACGAACUUCUCGUGGACUUUCUCUGACAACGAAUAUACAUACGAUCCAAAGUCUAUGUGUAUACCCGAGCAAUGUCCCUCUGGUAAGGUAGAGUACACGUUUGCUUUAGACCCUGAUGAUCCAGAACCUGUUGAUCCUGAUGAUUUAUGGGAGGAUGCUUAUGCUAGUGAGGGCUCCGAUGUCGACUGGGCUUAUUCUGACGAUAGUGAUGGUGGCACGAGCUCAACCGACUAUGGGGCUGACCCCUAUGGCUUCGUCAUGCUGGACGGUCCCUCGGGCUCUAUUGACAGCACGUUUGGCGAUACAUAUACUGUGGUCCAGACCGACGAUAGCAGCGCAACCGAGAAGGUCAAGCGUUUAGCUAUGCGUUCGCUGGUCACAAGCAAUGCCACUGUCAUCACCUCUAAUUUUGAUAAUACGUCGGAGACUCUCUACGUUUACUGUCAGGUCGCCGUUGAUACCAUCAUCCGGCUGCCCAGCCACGUCGGCGAGGGCCCCUGGGCGCGUGUUGUGUCCAUGACUCCCGUGGCCCACACAGAGUCAGCGCUACCCUCCUAUCACCUCCACAAGCGCGAGGCCCAGGAAAAUUCGAACCCUGUUUACGCAUUGGUAAUCGACUACAACUUUCAGGACAUUCAGGAUACGGCGAAGCAGCCCGUCAAUAUGAGAGUUGACUUUGCUAACCUAGAGGACUACUGGCAAACUAUCGAUGACUCGGCUGCCAGAAAGGUCAAGAAGCGUACGGCAUUUGGCGGCGAGAGCCGUAGACAUAUACCUUAUCGUGACUGGCGCCGUCAUGUGGACAUUGCUAAGAAAAAGCCCGCCUUCACAGAAAGGAGCUCUGAUGACUUUCACAAGCGAGCGACUCGGUCUUUUGCCCCAAGCGAAGUUGUUGCGCACGACCGCAACGUAGCUAUCACUAAGCGGUGGUUUGGGGCGCUCACGGCCUGGCUCAAAAAGGUUACAACAAUCACCAAGACUGGACAGGGUGAUCUGCCGAUCGACCUUGAAUCCAACAUUCUGCUAUACAGCCAAUCGAUCGGUUGUUCCAAGGCCAACGCAGAGAUGAAUAUCUACCUCAAUACCAAGCUCGAUAUGGCCGCCAGCUACGCCUACUACUUUAGCGGAACCAUUGUCCCACCCGCUGUUACCGACACAUACGCUGCCAGAACAUGCAGACCUUCCUCAACUGGCUCAACGGGCCUUCACAUGCGAGGACAGAGCGUACUGGGACCCGCUAUCUAA